UCGAACUAUUUUUGUGCCGAAAAAAAAAUUAUUUGAAGCUAAGCAACUUUGUCACGAUUAUGCGCUGGGAAAUGAACCAGAAGAUUUGACAAAAAAAGAUAUUAUUUAUGCGAAGAAACUUUACGACAGUUCCUUUCAUCCCGAUAAUGACGAACUGAUGAAUCUCCUUGGUAGAAUGUCGUUUCAAUUUCCUGGUAACGCCAUUCUACUCAUGACAAUGAUGACUUUUUACAAGUAUAAACAAAUGAUUGUUAAUAUUUAUCUAAAUGAAAUUGACCUCGCAUAUUUUACUCUUCUUUAGAUCUACAGCUGCACUCUUAAGCUUGCAAUUAAUUAAUCAGGCGUUUACUACUAUCGUUAACUAUACAAACAGAAAUAUAAAAGCCAAUGAGAUAAACGAAUCUGAAAAUGAUACCACAGUAGAAGCCUUUAUAUGCAGCAGUGCUGCUAGCUGCAUGACGGUUCUUGGAUUGAAGAAAAUGUUUGUCUGCAGAGGACCAAUAUUCACGCGACUGAUUCCAUUGGGAGGAUUAACGAUUGGAAAUUUGGUUAAUUUUGCUGUUAUCCGACGAAAAGAAAUUAGCAAAGGAAUUCCUGUAUGGGUUAUUCAUGAAGAUCAUUUAAUGAAUUCAAAAGUUGCUGCGAUUAAAGCAGUCUCUGAAUGCUUUUUUACUAGAACGUUAACUGUGACUCCAACAAUGAUUAUGAUUCCAAUUGCUGCAGAGUAUAUAAAAGGAACGUGUUUCUAUUAUCGUUGUCCAUGGAUCUUAUUACCGAUCAAGCUGAGCUUAUGUCUUGUUUCUUUGCUAGUGAUGAUUCCCUCGGCACUGGCAUUAUUUCCACUGUGCAAUUCUAUGAAACCAGAUUUAAUGAAGAUAUAUCCACUAGAGUAUAGUGAAUUUAAAGAGAAGAUCGGAAAGGAAGAACUGCCGGAUAGAAUUUACUAUGACAAAGGAUUGUGAUGUGACAUUAAAUAAC
This is a messenger RNA of Polistes canadensis, 978 nucleotides long. RefSeq names its product sideroflexin-1-like. The record is from RefSeq and is a predicted model, not a curated record. Bases 267 to 962 code for a protein of 231 amino acids. Gene Ontology annotation, cellular component: mitochondrial inner membrane. Gene Ontology annotation, molecular function: monoatomic ion transmembrane transporter activity. NCBI's taxonomy places the organism in Eukaryota, Metazoa, Arthropoda, Insecta, Hymenoptera, Vespidae. Gene Ontology annotation, biological process: monoatomic ion transport; mitochondrial transmembrane transport. The transcript is spliced from 5 exons.